Messenger RNA from Exophiala dermatitidis NIH/UT8656, 1752 nucleotides. RefSeq names its product extracelular serine carboxypeptidase. The transcript has 2 exons. The record is from RefSeq and is a predicted model, not a curated record. The coding region runs from base 1 to 1752 and encodes 583 amino acids. Lineage: Eukaryota; Fungi; Ascomycota; Eurotiomycetes; Chaetothyriales; Herpotrichiellaceae. Gene Ontology annotation, molecular function: serine-type exopeptidase activity; dipeptidyl-peptidase activity. Gene Ontology annotation, biological process: proteolysis.
AUGAUAGUGGUUGCUGCCCAUGGCUCCGAGUCGGUCAUGCGAGAGCUACAAGAUGCACGAUUGUGCCUGCAUUCCUUACUUCCUAUCCUCCUGGUUUGCCUCGUUGUGUUGACCAGGCGCAUCUACCGACUCAAUACUAUGAAGGGAGUUCUGUUGCUUGGUGUCGGUACCCUCUGCGGGUUUGGGCUGGCACGGAAUAUGGCUCCGGCACCGCAUGGACUACACCUACAGCCACGAGAUGUUGAUCCAGAAGAUCUCUAUCCCGCUCAUAAUAUCUCGGUGCCCGUCGACCACUUCCACAACGACUCGAAAUAUGAGCCCCACUCCAAUGACUAUUUCAAUCUGAGAUAUUUCUUCGAUGCGACUUACUACGAGCCAGGCGGACCCGUCAUUGUCUUGCAGAGCGGCGAGGCCGAUGCAACCGAACGGCUGCCGUUCCUGCAAAAAGGCAUUGCCGCCAUUCUGGCUUCGGCCACCAAUGGCAUAGGCGUGGUUCUGGAGCACCGAUAUUAUGGCACAAGCUUCCCUACGCCAGAUUUGUCCACCGACAACCUCCGAUUCCUGUCCACCGAGCAGGCUUUGGCGGACCAGGCAUACUUUGCCUCGCAUGUGGUCUUCCCAGGACUGGAGCACCUGAACUUGACUGCUCCUGGGACGCCGUACAUCGCAUAUGGGGGUUCCUAUGCCGGUGGACUGGUGGCUUUCUUGCGCGUGUUGUAUCCUGACCUGACCUGGGGCUCUAUCUCGUCGUCUGGAGUAACCGAAGCUAUCUAUGACUACUGGCAAUAUUAUGAGCCGAUUCGUCAGUACGGUCCGCCCGAAUGCAUUGCCACCCAAGAGAAGCUGAUCAAUGUUGUGGACAACAUCCUCACGCAUAACGACUCGACCACUGUCACUGAGCUGAAGACCGGCUUCGGACUGGGGAACCUGACUUAUAGCGAUGAUUUUGCCAACGUGGUAUCCGGCGGUCCGAGUCUGUGGCAGUCCAGGAACUGGGACCCUGCAGUCGGUAGUCCUGACUUCGACUACUACUGCGGCAACAUUUCUUCUGAUGCAGUGUUGUGGCCGGCAUAUUCUGACCUGGCGUCCAAUGCUUCUGCUCUCAUAAAAGCAGGCGGUUGGGGAAAUGAAAGUACGACGCUGACCAACCGGUUGUUGAACUUCAUGGGAUGGAUCAACGACAGUUAUGUCGGGUCGUGUGAUACCACUUUGGAUCAAUGCUACAGUGCUCACAACUCAUCAGCUUCCAUGUACACCGACAAGAAUGUCUCCAACUACAACUCUCUGUCCUGGGCUUACCAGUAUUGUACCGAAUGGGGCUAUAUCCAAACGGGUUCGGGCGUCCCUAGUGACCGCCUGCCUCUGAUCUCUCGAUUGUUGACUCUGGACUAUCUGACUUUGGUUUGCCGUUAUGCAUUCAAUAUCACUUCUCCUCCAGACACCGAGAAGAUUAAUCAAUGGGGAGGUUUCAACAUCUCAUACCAGCGACUGGCAUUGGUUGGCGGCGAGGCUGACCCCUGGCGGCCAGCGACACCGCUUACAACUCUUGAUGUGCCCGAUCGUUUGAAUGACACGAGUACCGUCAGCGAGCCCAUUAUCCUUAUUGAGGGCGCCGUGCACCAUUGGGAAGAGAACGGCGUGUUUGCGAACCAAACAACCCCAGACUUGCCUCCGCCGCCAGUGGCAAACGCACAAAAAGAACUCGCCCAGAUAGUGCAAGAAUGGUUGCUGGAAUGGAAGCACCGCAGAUGA